Molecule: messenger RNA, 390 nt
Organism: Blastocystis hominis
Lineage: Eukaryota; Bigyra; Opalinata; Blastocystidae
Exons: 2
Coding region: 1-390 (129 amino acids)
Source: RefSeq, a predicted model, not a curated record
AUGGAACACUUACCCACUCUGUUGGACGCUGUAGAGAAGAAGUGUCCGAAACUGCGUCCAGUGUUUCUUCCAAACGGCAUUAGCGAGAAGGAAGCGAUCCGCAAGUAUUCCGAAAAGCACGCAUUGCCAAAGCCAAAUAAAAAGUGCGAUAUUUGCGGAGACAAAGAGGGCGAGUAUGUUCCUCAAGUUUUCUGCACUUAUGACUUGAAAACGAGAAAAUGUAUCAUUACGGAAGUGAAGAAUGUGUGUCAGCAGUGUAAAUUCUCGAUGAACAUUCAGAAGAUUAUGGAACUCUUGGUGAAAGCCAGCACGAGUACCGAGGAGGUAGGUGUGAUGAAUUCAAUGUCAAGGGCAGGAAGAUCGGUUUAUUCGCCAUUUUUUGCUGGUUAA